Messenger RNA from Pygocentrus nattereri (red-bellied piranha), 1246 nucleotides. RefSeq names its product ankyrin repeat domain 49 (gene ankrd49). The record is from RefSeq and is a predicted model, not a curated record. The transcript is spliced from 3 exons. The coding region runs from base 147 to 812 and encodes 221 amino acids. NCBI's taxonomy places the organism in Eukaryota, Metazoa, Chordata, Actinopteri, Characiformes, Serrasalmidae. Gene Ontology annotation, molecular function: protein binding.
ACUGAACCGCUGAAGAGACGCGAGCAUUAAACUACAUUUCCCAGCAAGCUGUGCGAGUAGAGGAAGCUGUUGCUCCGGCGCAGGCUGAAGAAGCUGUGAGGAGACCCUGCGCGGCGGCGGGUCGCGGCUCUUAAGUGUGUUUGGAGAUGGAGUUUCCAGAAGGUUUCAACCAGCUGGAACUCCUUCAGUCGCAUGGGCACAUGAUUCCCGUGGGCACAGAGAGCGCCUGGGAGGAGGAAGGAGGCGAGGAUGAUGAUGAUGACGAAUGCCAGCGCAGCGAGGAGUGGUUCGAGCAGCAGGAGCUCAACCUGGAAGACAGUCCGGUGGAGCUGAUGCUCUGGGCUGCGGAAAAGAACCGAUUGGCCACAGUAAAGCGCCUCCUUGAAUCUGACCCGUCCCUGGUGAAUUGCCGUGACGACGACGGUUACACUCCUCUUCACCGCGCAGCGUACAGCGGUCAUUUGUCCAUUGCUUCAGUUCUCCUGGACGCAAGGGCAGAGCUUCAUGCAAGGACUGUGGAUGGCUGGACGCCGCUCCACAGCGCUUCCCGCUGGGGGCACACUGCUGUAGCUUCCUGUUUACUGCGCCGGGGGGCAUCGGUCAAUGCCACGACGAAGGGCCAACUCACACCACUGCAGCUUGCAGCGGGAAACCCUGCAGCAGCGUUGACUUUGGAACUGCUGCUGUCUCAGCGCACCCUACAGGCCGGACUGAAGAACAGCGCUGGAGAAACGGCUUAUGACAUCGCACUUCGAACGAGUGCACAUUACAGCCUGUUCGAAAUGACGGAGCCGUGUAAUAGUGUCGGCUGACAGAGUUUCAGAAUAUGAAAUGAACAAGAUGCAUGAACAUUUAACUAAUUCACAAACUACAUCAGAAAAGCACAGUAUCUAAUCAGGACUCUGAUCUCCUUUCUCAACAUAAAACGGCCCAAUACUGAACCCUGUGGAACACCCAGGAAUAGACCAAAUGAAGUAGUAAUAAUAAAAAAACAACUUUCAAAUAUUUUUCCUCAUAAUGUUUCAUCUGAAUUUAUGUGAAAGUGGUAGUUGAGUAAAAAAUAAAAAUUAUGCCAAUUUACCCCAAAAUGUAGUCACAUUUGACAUAUGACUAGGUGUAAAAACUGGGCUUUGUUCUCAGGUCCUGGUUCUACAGAAAUGUUUGCACUGUAUAAUCCCUCAUAUAACACACCUAGCUCUAUUCAUCAUGUAUUCAACAAGUGAACAGAAUCAGGCAUGGAAAACAA